UUAAGCACAUCAUUUUUUCUAUUACAAAUAUUGCGUUUUUCAGUAAAUAUUUGUAAUAGCAACACGGUAACCCAGCCGUAAAUUCAAUGCGUUUUUCUUGGGAUGGUCAUGCUCUUAUAUUUCAUUCAAAUUAAUAGAUAUGUGGCAAGCAAAGCGUCAUUUCAAAAAAAAUGUUUUUAUUUUUUUUUGGUCGUUUCAGGCAAAUGUGAGCUGUAUGCAUUGUCUGAAAAGAUAUUGACGCAUCUUCCCAAAUUUCGCUAUUAUUAAUAAUAAGCUUAAAAAUAUUAGCAAAAUGCAGGCAUCUUGAUAAUGCGUGUCGGUAAUUUCCUUUGUUAAACAUUUUGCUGUGUAUUGUCUUACUUCACGCUCUCCCAACUUUAUUCAACGCGGUCAACUUUUGAGGAAUAUAAUUUUAAUAGCAAAAAUAUUCGGUAUUUGAAUUGGAGCAAAGCAUUUCCUGUUCUAAUCCCCACGACAUAGCAAAAUAUCAAAUUCCUCGACACAUAACAUUCCAAAAACUUCUUUCCUGCUAAAAUGGUAGUGAAUUUCCAAUUUCUAUGCACAUUGAAUUUAUUUUUGUGACAAAUAAUGUUUUUUACAUCUUGCUGACAAUUCGAUUAUUUGUCAUCUCCUAACCAUGGCGAACAGAACGAGAUAGAAUUAGAGGAAAUUUGAAAAUUGUACAGCUCAGAGUUAACGUGAAAAUGUUUUAUCGCUCGCGCAAAUUAGAAAAUGAAAGAAUUUUUUUCCCGGAAAACGGUGAUAGGUGAGAAACGACUGCGAAUAGUUGAUGUCUAACGUUUGGCAUACCACUUCACAAGAUGAAACAUGAAACAUGUGAGUCCUCAUUCUCUGAAUGUAUCGUACGUGGCUACGUCAGUGGUCAGGAUGCUACUAAGUUUUUACAAUCUAUCUUGAGGACUUUGCUCUGUAAAUUUGUUAAAAUCCAGAAGAAGUAUGUUUUCGCCAUCAGAUCUCAAAUGUGCAGAGUUCGUCAUUGUUUUGCAGGCUAUUGAACAUUGUUGGAUUGUCCAACGUUCAACAUUGCCAGACAUUCUUCAAUAUUUUCGAAUAUAAAACAUUGUCCAAGAUUACAUAGCAUUGUUGAGCGUUGUUAAAUGUUAAUCAACAUUUAGUAUUGUUCUACAUUGUUUUACAAAGAAAUAGAAAAGUCAUAUAACUAUAUAAGAUCACAUGCUGACGUCAGCGGUGUAUAGUCUUCUUGUCACGUGGUAUCAUACUGAUUAUAUCUUAUCGUUUGCUUGAGUAAAUUUGCAUAUGUUUCGUCACAAUGUUCUUUGCAUUUGAUUAUUAUUUGAAAAAUAUUGCAAUGUUUUUCUCGUAAAAUCAUAAUUUUGGUGUCUCUUUUGUGCUUUACUGCCGUUCAUCUUUAUUCUACGAUACAAGUGAUCUUAUGGAUUCAUUUGACAUGGAAAACAGCAACGAUAGCUCUGACAAAGUUAAGGAGAAGGUACGCGUUGUUAGUUUGGAAGACCCGAGCAUUAUCGCUUCGGAUUUUGCUUCAAAUUCUAACAACAGCGUUUGGUCACUUUGUGGAUUGAAUUCUGACGAUCACCACGUUGAUUUGGGCGAUAUCUCGCCAUCCAUUAGCCCCAUAUUUUCUGAGCAACAAAUGGCAGAUCAUUUGCGUGAAAGACUGACUGCUGAAGAGAACAUUUUUACGGGGGAGGGGAACGACCGGGUGGCUCUUUCGCAUGACACCAAACACUUGACUGAUUUAAAGGGCGAUCUAGAGCUUUUUGACCAAGAAAUUAAAGACUUCGAUCACUUAGAUGAUGCUACGAAAGAUGGUGCCAAAAAUUAUAGUCGUUUUGGACAAGAUGAUGAGGAAUCAUUAGCGAAAAUAGCUUCAAAAUUGUCGACAAAUAAACGUGCUCAGAACAGAGACACAAUUUUUCCUCCAAGAACUCGUACUGCCUUGCGAAAUAGGACGCGUCAGCGUGGGCAAGAAGAAAGUAAAAAAGUGCUAGAAAAGAGCGUUACAAGAGACGAGAAACCUAGUGCAAAAAAUUUGGAUCAAAGUAGUUUAGGAGAUGAAAAAGUUACAAAAGCAAACAUGAGUUCAGACAAAGAUUCUACAAUGACAAUCUCAUCUAAUGGGCAAAACAGAUCUCAUAGAGUCACAAGGAGCAUCACUGGAAACCUUAAACCAAAACAGCCAUUUGAACAUGAAGAGAGGCAACCUGUACAAAGUGCAAAAAGCAAGGAAAGUAAUAAAAAGCAAAGCAGAUUAAAAAAAAGUAAAAGUAGUGAAACAGAUAACAAAGACAAGAAACUCAAGGAAGAAUUAUUUACCGACGAAGAAAUUUCAUCUGGCAACGAUGACGAAGGAUCUGAAAUUCAUGAAUAUGACUCAGACUAUAGUCCUGAAGAUGAUCCUGAUAGACCUUGGUGCAUUUGUCGAAAACCACAUGGAAACAAAUUCAUGAUUUGUUGUGAUGGUUGUGAAGAAUGGUUUCAUGGUAAAUGUGUUGGUAUAACAAUGGAACAAGGAAGACAAAUGGAAGAACUGGGACAAGAAUAUGUUUGUAAUAAAUGCAUUGAGAAAAAAGCAAAAGAACAAGAAAUGAUGAAAAAGGCAAAAGAAUUGGCAAAAUCUAUUGUGAAGAAUAAAAAUGACAUCACUACGGAAGAGACACAUAAGAAAGCACGGGAAAAACAGAAGAAUUCUACAACUAGCGUCGUUGCUGACGCAGACUCUAGUGUGAAACUUAACGUUCAGUCUCAGACUCCCACGCAAUCGGAUGAAGUUAAGAUCAAAAAAGCCAAAGAACCGCCCGGGUUUAAAAUCCCGAAGAAAGUGCGAACGACGCCGACCCCAGUCUCACACGUAACCGCUCAAGUUUCUAGGAAAUGCAUCAUAGAUGGUUGUUCACGAAACGCGUUCGAAGGUGCUGUGUAUUGUAGUCGUGGAUGUAUUGAAAGACAUGCUGCACAAGCAAUGAAAAUCUUCUCUUCAAGCGGUUCUGGGAAGAAGCUUUACACAUCAGAAGGAAAUCGUGUAUCUAUGAUUGAGAAAUCUUCGGGACGUCUCGUUGCUGGAAUGACUGCACCUGUCGUUACAAAGCUGGCUGAGUGGAUUUUGAAGAAUCCUUCAUUUCAAGUUCUUUUUUCGGGAAACAGUCCUACAAACCACCCUUCGUCUUCAUCAAACAGCAAAGCUUCAGAAUCAAAACAGAAGAAAGAAGUGGGCAAGAAAAGUGAGGAAGACACUGUACGUAGCAAUGUUAGACGAAUGAUGAAGGAUAUUUUAUUGGAAAGGAAAAAGGAGUCAAGCGACAUCAAUAUUUCAGGCGAAGAAAUCGUAAAAUUAGUUCGCAAAAUCGAAGAAGAUAUGUUCAAAGCGUUCAAAGAUACGAGUCAUCGAUAUAAGGCGAAAUAUCGCACGCUCAUGUUCAAUCUCAAGGACCCCCGAAACAAAGUUCUGUACAAGCGAGUAUUGAAUGGCGACAUUCCGUCAGAAAAAUUGAUUUCAAUGACAUCCGAUGAACUGGCUACGAAGGAGCUUGCUCAAUGGCGGGAACAAGAAACAAAACAUAUGAUAGACAUGAUCAAAAAGGAAUUUGAGGGGGAAAACACGAACAAAUCACGACUACUGAAGAAAACUCACAAAGGGGAAGUUGAUAUUGAUGGUGACGAGGAUCUGAGUACUUUAGUGUCAACAGAUAUCAAAGAUAUUGAAGAAAAGAAGCCAAAAGAAAAAGUUGAAGAAAAAGUAGAACUUCCUUUGCUUGACACGACUGAAGAGCACCGAUCUCAUUUGUUUGAUCUUAACUGUAAAAUAUGCACGGGAAAAAUGGCUCCUCCUGGGGAAAUUGUUGCCACAUCACCAACAAGGACCAAUGCUCCGAUACAAGCAGCUGCUGAAAGCUCUGUUCCUUCCCCUCCACGAAAUGAAGAGCUUAGUUCAUACAAUGAACCCUUAUCUCCAGUGAUCCAUACCACUCCUUCUGUAUCAACUGAUGUUUCGCAAAAGCCAAAAAUUGAAACGAGUAUUUGGAAAGGUUCCGUUACAAUGCCAAGUGUUGCAAAAUUUGGUUCAAACGCGUUUCUCGUCUCCGGUUCAUUAGAUAAUCUCGACCAGGUUUUACCCGACAUGCUUCAGGUUGCAGGUCGGAUCGCGUAUAAACAAGUGUGGGACUAUGUGAAGCAAUGUCGUUCGUCAUCCUCACGGGAGCUUUGCGUCAUUCGCUUUGUUGCCAGUCCGGAUGAGGAAAAGAUCAGUUAUGUUUCGCUGUAUUCGUAUUUUCACAGCCGCAAACGUUGUGGAGUGGUGGGUAAUUGUCACAGUGCUGUCAAAGAUAUGUAUCUUGUACCGCUGGCUUCACAUGAGCCUGUACCAACAUUAUUGUUGCCUUUUAAUGGACCUGGUAUGCCCGAACCACGGCCCCAUAUGCUACUGGGUUUACUUGUGAUGAACAAAAAUGUUCCAGUCAAGCGAUCACGUUCAGCUUCCGAUCGAUCUUCUACUAAAAGUGAAAGCAUAGAACCACCAUCAAAACGAAGCACUGCGGGUGAUGUGACCGUUAAAACAAAUAAAAAGCCAAGUGAUUCACCUGUCGAUGAAAUCGAAGAUAUCGUCUUUCAUUAUCACCACACUCACGGAAAUAAACAGGGAAAAUCCACGAAGUCGGGAAAGGCCGGCAAGACUUCGAGUGGUGCUGGCAAGAAUCCCACAAUGCCGCCCAUGAUCUCAGCGCUUUUGAAGAUUCAAGAACAAGAGAAGCGAUUGCGGGAGUUACAGAAACAAUCUGAACUUCUAGAAAAGGAAUUAGCUCCAACGGUUAACGUCAGUAUGUCCAAGGUUACUACUGGGUCAAUGGGUACGUCUGGGAGUAAAAUCCAAGCAUCCCAAAAGGUACCGUCGUUGCCUCCAAGUGUCCCUCCUUCGUUAAAUAUUAUGUCUCCGGUUCAACUAGGCAAUUUGGCUUCGGUGCUUGGCGUUCAAAAAGAUGCGGUAAGUGUACCAGAUAACAAACCCAAACAAGCGGGUGUGCUGGCAAAAGCUGGAGUUAACCUAGGUUUCCCAGCAGUCAUUGGUCAAACAUCCGUCAGCUCUCAACUUGAUUCUCAUCGUACUAAAAUUGCUGCAAGUCCAAAUGUUGUUUCAAGUGUUUUGGAUACAUCUGUUCCAACAAUUGGAACUCAGGGACCAUCAAGUGCUCCUUUAAGUAAAGAAGAAGAGCCAUACGAUCCAGAGACGGCAGACAGCGAAGACAUGCCGUAUGAUCCCGAAGAUAUGGACACUAUUGAUAUUUCCUUGGAUGAAGCACCUAGCCCAGAAAAGACUACUGCAAUGUCUAGUCGUACCGAAGCUACAGCUAUGAACACAAGCGUAGAAGGAGUGUAUGUUACUGAACAAGCAAAUGUUAUUCAUGGAGUUCAGGUCACUGAAAACCUGAAUCAGAAUAUCUUACAAAAUGCUCUAGCUAUUGGUGCAUUGCUUAAGGCUGCAGGCAAAGAUAGUGCCCAAACGAAACAUGUAACGACUCCCCCCCAACCCUCCAUACCAAAAGAACUGGAGGAAAAAGUGCAAGCGUUGCUGAAAUCAGAAAAUACUGGAGUGAUUCAGCAGUUUAAAGGAGAUCCUCGAGUAAACAGACCAGAAGUACGCGGUUCCAAUGUAGAAACAAGAGAGGCUUACAAUUUUAGUAGAGAUUUGAGUACAAAGGAGGGUGAGUACCCGAAUAGACGAGGCGAGGAGGCAAAAUUUUACUCAUCUAGGUUUUCUUUGAACGCUUCAAGGCGAGAUGAAGAUGAUGAUCACAGACGAGGGGGUUCACAUAGAGGAUAUAACAGAGACAUGCGUGAUAGAUGGGAUUCUGAGCAGGAUUAUCAUCGCGAUUACAGAUCUCGUGAUAAUCGUGGGUAUCGUGGUGAUCCUCGGCGAUGGGAGGACGAUCGACGACGUUACGAUGAUCAAGAACGUAAUCGUGACAGAAACUGGCGACGAUAAGGCGAUGAAUGGAUCAUAUCUUAGACAAACACGUGUCCAUGCUGCUAUGCUCACUGGGAUAAGUUAUGGUUAUAGGAGGGAUAAAGAGGAUAUCUGGUUCCCCUGAAAGUUAUAGUUUUCUCACAGACAUGUGCAUUUUUAAUGUGAGUAUUGAGUACUCAGUCGUCCUAUGUACGUCAUACAUGCCGCAAAUUGUUUUGUGUCAACGUCAUAUGUUGUCAACGUCAUAUGUUGUCAUACAUGUCUCAAGAAAGAUUACACGUUAGACGUGUCGUUUGACUUUAGUCCACUUGUCUUGUAUUUAAGUUAGUGAUGUAAACAUCUCCAUAUGUCAUAUUUUAUGUUACACAUGAUAACAACGUGGUAAUUCCUCUUAAAUUCCUCCCUGAAAACUACUCCAUUGACCUCAGAGUCAUCCUAAGACCUGUCAAAUGUAGACUGCUUAAAGUUUGGACAACUUUUGUAAGAUAAACAGCUUUUAGGCAUUAAUGCUAUAAUCAUGUUUUAUAAAUAUCUUAGCAAAGUUUUAAAAGAUUAUAUUGAAGUUGUUUUUCAUGAACCAAA
Messenger RNA from Xenia sp. Carnegie-2017, 6541 nucleotides. Its product is annotated as death-inducer obliterator 1-like. The coding region runs from base 1415 to 5977 and encodes 1520 amino acids. Gene Ontology annotation, cellular component: nucleus. The record is from RefSeq and is a predicted model, not a curated record. Gene Ontology annotation, biological process: DNA-templated transcription. Lineage: Eukaryota; Metazoa; Cnidaria; Anthozoa; Malacalcyonacea; Xeniidae. Gene Ontology annotation, molecular function: protein binding. The transcript has 17 exons.